CAAGCUCUCCCUCACCAUCCCUCACAGUACCCCUUCUGUUCCACCAUCCAAUUAUGUCUCUCCUCUUCAUAUCAUCCCCUGAACACUGUGCUAACAAAGGCCUGAACAUCAAGAAACUCAACAAGAAGAUCCUUUAUGGCCUCUCCACCUUCAUCUUCUCCAUCUUCUCCUUACUCCUCUUCAUAUAUUUCAUCCUUCACCCUUCCAACCCUCAAUUCUAUCUAAAAAACACCAAUCUCUACCAACUUACUAGCCUCUCAAACUCCACCAUUGAUAUCACCUUAAUGUCAAAGAAUCCCAACUCUCAUGUCGGCAUUUACUACGAUAAACUCAAUGUUUACACCACAUACAAAGGCGAAGAAAUCACCGAUAUUUCCGAGCUUCCUCCCUUCUACCAAGGGCAAGGAGAAACCAGCUUCUUGUCCACCUCCAUGCAAGGAAGUGGCAUGACAGUCAGCACAUCUCUUGGUUAUGAGUUUGGCCGUGACCGGAGCUCCGGCAAGCUUCUUCUUGGGGUGAAGCUUGAUGGACGGCUACGAUGGAAAGUGUGGUUCUGGGUUUUUGGGAGGUACCCUUUGCAUGUUUCAUGCACUGUAGUAAUUAGUUUCAGGCCUGGAGACAAUGCAGGGAUUUUGAGUGCAAGUGCUCAAGGGACACAGUGCUCCACUGAUGUUUAAUGAAAAUUAGGGAAACUGAAAUGAAUAAAGCCAUAUUUGGUCACUAGCUUCUGUUUUUUGUUCAUGUGUGCUAGUUUUUAUUUAUGUAUUUUUAAAAUGUUUGAUAUAGUUUAGAGCCCAGGUGCAUCUUCAUCACAUUUUCACAGCCAGCCGAGAGGUUUAUCUUGCGCUUAAUGGUAACCAUCAUGAUCCUAAUAUUCCUGUCUUAAUCAUCAAUCAGUGGAUUUUGGCUAUCAAUUCCUUGCUUAAUAGCGUGGGCAAUCCUCGCAUACAUCAAGUUAAGUUCCUGCUGAAUGGAUCAAUCCGGCCAACAAACUGGCAGUCCAAGACAAAAAUCUUCAUACUAUCACUCUUUAUCAGGGACCUCCCAAAUUGGAUCAUGAAUAGCUUCUACAAUGUUGGAUUCCAAUUCUAAUUCUUACUAUUUCUUUCUCCUGUUGUAUUUGUUUUCUGCAUUUUGUUCUUGUCUUGUUAUUUAUUUUUGUUUCGGUUUGUAAC
Molecule: messenger RNA, 1175 nt
Organism: Dioscorea cayenensis subsp. rotundata (Guinea yam)
Lineage: Eukaryota; Viridiplantae; Streptophyta; Magnoliopsida; Dioscoreales; Dioscoreaceae
Product: NDR1/HIN1-like protein 26
Exons: 1
Coding region: 54-677 (207 amino acids)
Biological process (GO): defense response to other organism
Source: RefSeq, a predicted model, not a curated record